AUGAUCACCAUGGACUUUUUUGCCGUAUCACGUGGCUACAUGGAUACCGUGCGGCGCUCAAUCAUGGUUGUUCCCAGACCCUAUUGUCAGGAAGAAAUGUGA
This is a messenger RNA of Pyricularia grisea, 102 nucleotides long. RefSeq lists its product as uncharacterized. The record is from RefSeq and is a predicted model, not a curated record. The transcript has a single exon. NCBI's taxonomy places the organism in Eukaryota, Fungi, Ascomycota, Sordariomycetes, Magnaporthales, Pyriculariaceae. Bases 1 to 102 code for a protein of 33 amino acids.